This is a messenger RNA of Protopterus annectens (West African lungfish), 1479 nucleotides long. RefSeq names its product caspase 7 (gene CASP7). Gene Ontology annotation, cellular component: cytoplasm. The transcript has 7 exons. Lineage: Eukaryota; Metazoa; Chordata; Ceratodontiformes; Protopteridae. The coding region runs from base 136 to 1071 and encodes 311 amino acids. The record is from RefSeq and is a predicted model, not a curated record. Gene Ontology annotation, biological process: proteolysis; apoptotic process.
UAUUUCUUAGAAAGCACCACGUGGAUAAUUAUAAAGGCGGAGGGGGAUUCAUUAAAGAACUAAACGUUGUUCUGCGCAUGCGUACAACAUUGUACAGGCUUCAAGUGACAAAGACCUAAGAGUAGUGUGGUGAAGAUGUCAGUCGGUGCAGGUGAUGCAGAGCCGGCAGUGCUGCCCGAAGCGGAUGUCACGGAAGGCGAAGAUGUGACAGAUGCCAAGCCGGAUCGCAGCGGGCGCUUCUCUCUAUUUAGUAAGAAGAAAAAGCAUUCUGGUGAAGAACAUGAUUCCUCAACUGAAACUGCUCAGCGAGUUCGUGUUCCAUUACUGCAGUAUAACAUGAAUUAUAAAAAAGUUGGAAAAUGCAUAAUUAUAAACAACAAAAACUUUGGUGUGAACACAGGUAUGAGUGCACGAAAUGGCACAGACAAAGAUGCAGGUGACCUGUUCAAGUGUUUCCAGAUGCUGGGAUUUGAAGUUUUUGUCUAUAAUGAUCAGACCACACAUGAAAUGCAGUCCUUGCUUCAGAAGGUGUCUCAAGAAGAUCACAGCAACUGUGCUUCUUUUGCCUGUAUCCUGUUAAGUCAUGGAGAGGAAGGCACAAUCUAUGGAACUAACGGUGCUAUGCCAAUAAAAUGCCUAACCUCCCUCUUUAGAGGGGAUCUAUGCAAGAGCCUUGUAGGAAAACCAAAGCUCUUCUUUAUUCAGGCUUGUAGAGGCUCAGAAUUUGAUGAGGGGAUACAGACAGAUUCUGGACCAACAAACAAUGAAGUGGAAACUGAUGCCAAUCCAAGAUACAAAAUUCCAGUAGAAGCAGAUUUCCUGUUUGCAUAUUCAACUGUUCCUGGGUAUUACUCCUGGCGAAAUCCAGGCAGAGGCUCCUGGUUUGUACAAGCACUGUGCACAGUUCUUAAUGAAUUUGGAACCAAGCUGGAAAUUAUGCAGAUUCUCACAAAGGUUAACUAUACUGUUGCAACUAACUACGAGUCUUAUUCCGAAGAUCCAAACUACAAUGAGAAGAAACAAAUACCUUGCAUGGUCUCCAUGCUGACAAAGGAGCUUUAUUUCUCAUAAUGUUACAGAUGUCAUUCUGAGUGUGAUGGGUAUUUUCAUAAGAAAAAAAAAGUUAAGGAAGUGUAUCAAGUUGUAACUCUGUUUGUUAUAUAAUGCCUUUUUUAAGGCAGCACUUUUAUAUGAAACCAGAGAUAAAGUGCAGCUUGCAUUUAGAGUUAUCUAUGGUGUGCCUUAUGAGAAGCCUCAGAUUUUUAAGCUACAGAUAAUACAGUUAUUUAUUUUUAAUACAGUGCGAAGAUGGAUGUUUUUAUAUGAGAAACGGUUUUACAGAAUUUUACCUUUGUAUGCACUUCUGUCAAAUGACUUUAUAUUUGCUGAGAAAUCUCAGAAUUGAAGGUUCAUCUUUUUUACCAUGAAUUUAAAUGUGUUUCACAUCAUGGUGUACUAAAAUUGAUAUCAAACCUUUAA